This is a messenger RNA of Scomber japonicus (chub mackerel), 2171 nucleotides long. RefSeq names its product LCK proto-oncogene, Src family tyrosine kinase (gene lck). The transcript is spliced from 13 exons. The record is from RefSeq and is a predicted model, not a curated record. NCBI's taxonomy places the organism in Eukaryota, Metazoa, Chordata, Actinopteri, Scombriformes, Scombridae. Gene Ontology annotation, biological process: protein phosphorylation; B cell receptor signaling pathway; cell surface receptor protein tyrosine kinase signaling pathway. Gene Ontology annotation, cellular component: extrinsic component of cytoplasmic side of plasma membrane. Gene Ontology annotation, molecular function: signaling receptor binding; non-membrane spanning protein tyrosine kinase activity; ATP binding. The coding region runs from base 165 to 1670 and encodes 501 amino acids.
UGAUGACAUCCUCACCUACAAGCUCCAUUGGUGAAAAACUCACUUGUUGUUGAAUAUCUGCUUUUUCAGACUAAUAUCUAUUUAAUGAACAAGAUCUCUAUGGCGGGACCUGAAAUCUGAUAAUUUUGGAUACUUGAAGAGAUUUCAUAUUUCAAGAAGAAAAAAUGGGAUGUAACUGCAGCUCAGAUUAUACAGACGACGAAUGGAUCGAGAACUUGGAUGAAAUCUGUGAACACUGUAACUGUCCCAUACCUCCCCAGUCAUGUAAUCCAUACACAGAGCAGCUGAUUCCUUACCCAUCACAGCAUUCACCACCUACAUCUCCUCUACCAGACAACCUUGUGGUGGCCAUAUACAGCUAUGAACCCCACCAUGAUGGCGACCUGGGCUUUGAGAAGGGAGACAAACUCAAGAUCAUCAACAAGGAGGAUCCAGAGUGGUAUUUGGCAGAGUCCCUCAUCACAGGCCAGAGGGGCUACAUCCCAUACAACUUUGUUGCAAUGAACACAGUGGAGACUGAACCGUGGUUUUUUAAGAACAUUUCUAGAAAUGAUGCCAUGAGGCUCCUCCUUGCUCCUGGGAAUACGCAGGGCUCCUUCCUGAUUCGAGAGAGUGAGACAACCCCAGGGUCGUACUCCUUAUCCAUCAGGGAACUGGACCACAACACUGGUGAAGUAGUCAAGCACUACAGGAUCCGCAACUUGGACAGUGGUGGCUUCUACAUCACAGCCAAGAUAUCCUUUAACUCCCUGAAGGAGCUUGUCCAGCAUCAUUCACGUGAGGCAGAUGGUUUGUGCACAAAGCUGGUGAAGCCGUGUCAGUCGAGGACACCGCAGAAACCAUGGUGGCAGGAUGAGUGGGAGAUUCCCCGUGAGUCCCUGAAACUGGAGCGCAGGCUUGGAGCAGGCCAGUUUGGAGAAGUCUGGAUGGGUGUCUACAAUAAUGACAGGAAGGUGGCAAUAAAGAAUCUGAAAAUAGGGACGAUGUCGGUGGAAGCUUUCCUGGCAGAGGCCAACAUGAUGAAGAACUUGCAGCAUGCUCGUCUCGUCCGCCUCUUCGCUGUGGUUACCCAGGAACCGAUCUACAUUGUCACAGAGUACAUGGAAAAUGGUAGUCUGGUGGAUUACCUAAAAACAACGGAGGGGAGCAGUUUGCCCAUGAACACACUGAUCGACAUGGCAGCUCAGGUGGCAGACGGCAUGGCUUUCAUUGAGCAGAAAAAUUACAUUCACCGGGAUCUGAGAGCUGCCAAUAUUCUGGUAUCUCAUGAACUCAUCUGUAAGAUUGCUGACUUCGGACUCGCCAGACUCAUCGAGGACAAUGAAUACACAGCCAGAGAGGGUGCAAAGUUCCCCAUCAAGUGGACCGCCCCAGAGGCUAUUAACUAUGGCACCUUUUCCAUAAAGUCUGAUGUGUGGUCAUUUGGGAUCCUCCUGACGGAAAUAGUGACAUAUGGGCGCAUACCUUACCCUGGUAUGUCCAACCCAGAGGUGAUCCAGAACCUGGAGCGGGGCUACAGGAUGCCAAAGCCAGAAAACUGUCCUGAUGGGCUUUUUAAUGUCAUGGGUCUGUGCUGGAAUGAAAACCCAGAUGACAGGCCUACCUUCGAGUACCUGAGGAGCGUCCUGGAUGAUUUCUUCACUGCUACAGAGAGACAGUACCAGGAAUAGCCCUGAUGGCGCAGAAAGACAUUUACAGUACAUAUAUUCAAACUAAAGGCACGACCUGUGAAGGUGGAUGCAGGAUUUUGUUUUGUUUUUUGAAGAGUACAUGCUUUUAUAUCAAGAGCAUACUAACUGAGACCCCACCUCCCCCCACUUUGCUUCUGCAUCAAACUUGUUCUAAAGCAGCCACUUAGAUAUGAUACAAUCACAUGUGGAACUAUGAACCUCAACCUGAUGUCACAGUAUCAGCUGGAUUACUGCAGAGCCAACAGCAGAGAGGAGAGUGAUCACCGUGCUGCUUUGAAAAGUGUAACUGGGAGCUGUCUGAUAUAGCUAAUUAACCAGCUGCUCUCCUGGUGCUCAUUAUUAAGAUGUAAAUAUCUUCUGAAUGCUUCAACUGUGUUUUAUGGCUGCAGUUAAGUAAAUGUUUUCAUAAUAUUUUCCUUAACAAUAAAAUGCUUUGUAUGUAUUUUGUAUUGCUCUUACAAUAAAUCCAGGUAAAAGUUA